Messenger RNA from Aspergillus tubingensis, 1851 nucleotides. RefSeq names its product Zn(II)2Cys6 transcription factor. Gene Ontology annotation, biological process: DNA-templated transcription; positive regulation of transcription by RNA polymerase II. NCBI's taxonomy places the organism in Eukaryota, Fungi, Ascomycota, Eurotiomycetes, Eurotiales, Aspergillaceae. Gene Ontology annotation, cellular component: nucleus. Bases 1 to 1851 code for a protein of 616 amino acids. The record is from RefSeq and is a predicted model, not a curated record. The transcript has 11 exons. Gene Ontology annotation, molecular function: zinc ion binding; sequence-specific DNA binding; DNA-binding transcription factor activity, RNA polymerase II-specific.
AUGAAUGGAAUCCGUAAGGGUAUUACACGACGAAGAGGCGCAUGCGAGCCGUGUAAGGCGCGGAAGACAAGAUGUGAUGGAGGUAAUCCUUGCAUGCAUUGUCGAAGGAAGGAUAGCCCUUGCAUCUAUUCACAAGGUCCAGCAUCAGCAAGGUCCAUCUCCACCCCUUCGCGGCUCAGUCCUGGCUGGAGUCUAUUCGACCGUGACCCAGAUCUGCCGUUACAGGACUCAAUCAGCCCUCAGGAAUGGAUGGAGACAAUUGCUCCGAGUUCUUUAGACUUGUGCUGUUGGGAACUUCCCGAUGUAUCAUGCAACGCUUGCCCGGACUGGUCGGCUGAUGGCUCGGUCCUAGGAGGUCCAUCCAAAUCCGAGACAAGCCCUGCUACUCUGCCUCCGCCUUAUGGUGACCCACCAGCGGCCAGUUUGGAUCAUGAACAAGGGGGUGACAGGACAUUUUCUAUCCAUAUGCUGCAAAAGGAGUUUCAAACUCGCCAAGUAACUCCAGGCUUCGACAUUCCGGUACUGUAUUCCCCUUUUUUUCUCGACGAUGAUCAUCCACGCCGCGAAAAGGUGAAACGAGCCGCAAAGCUUCUUAACUGCGAUAUUGUGGGCGAUGAGAUGACAUCCUACCUUUUGUCUGAGGACCACAAACCAUUGCUGGGACCAAUGCUCGAGAGUGAGCCUCGAAUCAGUAGCUACAUACAAGCAUGUUUUGAAACACCCUGUUCUGGUGUCAAUAUGUUCCUGACUAUGGCAAGUGCUCAGGAGUGUGUGGACGCUGUGCUGAAGUCCGACUGCUCCGAUCGAGCCACGGUGGUGGUGGCCUAUGCCGUCCUGUCGUUGGGCUGCUAUCUUGUAAGCAUACAUUCGGGUAUCAAAAGUGCCGUGGAAGGCAUGUCACGGGCCACUGGAUAUUUUCGACGAGCGUUGUCAGAAUCGAACUAUCUGACAAUGGAUAGCGCGACUGUUCGGGCAUUUCAGGGGAUUUUGAUCAUGAUUAUCUUCGCAGACAAAUCCGGUCAUCGCACCAAAUCCCGUCUCGUCACCCUCGGCGUCCAGUUCGUGCAGGAUUUGGGACUUCAUAGCUCUCGGCGCCUGCGACAGCUUUGCGCCGAGGCCGACGAACGAUUGCUUAAGAAUGCCUUCUGGCAUCUCUAUGCCAUUGAAAAAGCCGACGCGGUGAACAGAGGCCGAUCUUCGAUGAUGUGCGACAAGCUCACCGACUAUUCGCCCAGUGAUGGAUUCCACAGCCCUGAUGAAGCACGGUUGACGCUUCAAUGCUUAUACGGGCGUGUCUGCGACCGUGUGAUAGAUUCGCUCUAUAGCCAAGCAGCCCUCCGAGCGCCAAGAGCUGGCAUGUGCCGUCAGAUAGAAGAUGCAUAUUGCCUGGUUCAAUCAUGGCUUGGUAUCCUACAGACAUAUAGCAAUUCGCUCAAUUCUUCUUCGGAGCGCCUCUCUUCCCUACAGGAGCACAUGGAGUCAGAAAUGCAUUUGAGCUCCUAUUUUCUUACAUUCUUGAUUCACGGAAAAUGGCUCCAACUCGCGCAGCAGGGACUGGCUACUGAGGAGAGAGAGGCCUAUGAGCGAAGUAAGGUACGAUGUCUCGCUGCUGCGCGGUCGGUGUUGGAACAAUGUAGCCAGCACACCCAUGUCCAGAUGCUGGCUAGUAUGAGGUUUCGCUCGCUUCCGAAAAUCGCGGCAUGCAUUCUCGUUCUUAUAGGGCAAUCGUGCGACCGAUUGGAUGAAGAACGGAUGUACCUGCACAUGGCGUUUGGAUUUUAUAGCCGUCUUGCCAUCUUCAUGCCUGUCCAGAUGGGUUUGUUAAUGCAGUUGAUGGAUGUAUCGGCGUAG